GAAAAUCUUAACCUUACUUAACCUCACUGUAUUAUUCUAUCUUCUAAAUAAAUAAAUCCUGAUAUCGCGAAAUAUUUAAUAUUAUUUAUAAUGGAAUACUAUAUUGUUAUCUCAAAAUGUUAACCUAAAACAUUCAUAUUUAAUAAAUAUGUCCUACAUAAAGGUGCUUCAUUGCACCUUAUGUUUACGACAUGGAAAAUUAGGCCUUUCCACAAAAUCAGUGGUGCUGAAAAUUGGAAAUGGCACUCUAGCACAGCAAAUUGCUAGAAUAUCAACAUCACAUAAUUGGAAGAGUCAGUUACCUCUUACUACACAAUCACAGACAUUAACCCCCUCAAAGAAAACAAAAAAUGUGAUUAAAGAUGCUAGGGUUUGGAAAGAAACUCCCUCUCUUGACAAGUACAAUAAAUUUGGACAAUAUUGUAUGAUGCUGUCUAAAUUUCGACUAACAUCUUUAGUAGUUAUGACGUCGAUGGCGGGUUAUGCCCUUGCACCGGCCCCAUUUAACUUCACUACAUUUGCAUUGUGCGCUGCUGGUACGGGCCUGGUGUCUGCCGCUGCCAACUCAAUAAACCAGUACCAUGAAGUCCCAUUUGAUGCUCAAAUGUCUAGAACGAAAAAUCGUGUUCUAGUCAAAGGGCUGUUAGAGCCCGUCCACGCAAUAAGCUUUGCGGGUGUAACAAGCAUUACUGGUUUAAGUAUACUUUAUUUGGGAGUGAACCCAGUGACCGCAGGGCUUGGUGCAGCCAAUCUUAUUCUUUACACAUCAGUAUACACACCUAUGAAAAGGAUGUCAAUUCUCAACACAUGGGUGGGCUCUGUUGUGGGCGCGAUACCCCCAUUAAUGGGUUGGGUUGGUUGCACGGGCAGUCUGGACAUGGGAGCCCUAGUGCUGGGUACAAUUUUAUACUCUUGGCAGUUCCCUCAUUUCAAUGCGCUGUCCUGGAACCUACGGCCUGAUUAUUCACGCGCCGGCUACAGAAUGAUGGCCGUAACUGAUCCAGCACUGUGUAGAAGAGUGGCACUCAGGCAUACGGGAAUAAUAACUGCAACUUGCUUAGCAUCACCGUACCUCGAUGUAACUAAUAUGUGGUUUGCACUGGAAUCACUACCGCUAAAUAUUUAUUUUAUGUACUUAGCAUGGCAAUUCUACAAGAAUUCGGAUAGUAGCAGUUCAAGAAAAUUAUUCAGAUUUUCUCUAUUACAUCUACCUCUUUUGAUGUUGUUAAUGUUAGUCAAUAAGAAAUAUUGGAGUUCGACCGAUACCCAAGAACAGAAGUCGCAGGACUUGAGCAAGCUACCUGAGGCUAGGUUAUCAGUGUUACCGAGAGGGCCCGUAGUAGCAGCGCAAGAGACAGAAAACCAGUCCUAGAUAAUCUACUUGCACGUAGAUUUAUUUAUUUUUUAUGUAAAUAAUGUACAAUUUAAUUAUGUGAUUUUUAGAAAGCUUGUGAUGUAAGAUAGUAGAGAAUUUAGCGUAGUCGAAUAAAGUCUACUAUUAAUUCUAUUAUUAUAUACAUUGCAGUGAUAUAUAAUAAUCCGAGACCUAGCAAUAGAAUAUAAAGAAGAUCAGUGGCAUGAAAUCGAAGGGAAAAAAUUAUUAGAAACGUAAUAAUAAGUAAACUACAUAAAAAGUUUUUUUUUUAAUACUUUUAGUCCAAAUUACAUUUCUUAUACUAAGAAAAUCUUCAUGUUCUCGGUGUAUUCAUUAUGAUGAUUGAUGACCUUAUGUGUAACAAGAAUCUUGAUCAACUACUCACAACCAGUCUGGUGUCUUGUUAACGUGUUCUGUAGUAUGAUGAAUUCAAUAUACAUAAAAAACGUGAUAUAUGAUAGUCCUUAGAAUUCGAAGAAUGAAUUAUAUCAAUUGCUAAUGUAAUAGAAGUAAUUGUAGACUUUAUAGCAUUAUGCUAAUAAUAUUGGCACAAUCACAGAAUAUUUAUUUGUAGUGUAUAUUUCAAAAUGAAAUUUCAUUCAUUCAUUCAUUGUUGCGUUUUUACAAUUACAGACUACCCUAUAUCUUGCCUAAUUAUUUUUAGUUGAUUAUAUCAAAUAAUCAA
This is a messenger RNA of Achroia grisella, 2060 nucleotides long. It is a transcript of the gene Cox10, whose product is annotated as protoheme IX farnesyltransferase, mitochondrial. Bases 149 to 1372 code for a protein of 407 amino acids. The transcript is spliced from 8 exons. Gene Ontology annotation, cellular component: mitochondrion; mitochondrial membrane. Lineage: Eukaryota; Metazoa; Arthropoda; Insecta; Lepidoptera; Pyralidae. Gene Ontology annotation, biological process: heme biosynthetic process. The record is from RefSeq and is a predicted model, not a curated record. Gene Ontology annotation, molecular function: protoheme IX farnesyltransferase activity.